Molecule: messenger RNA, 849 nt
Organism: Symbiodinium natans
Lineage: Eukaryota; Dinophyceae; Suessiales; Symbiodiniaceae
Source: the annotation of a GenBank genome assembly
AUGGACGCCUUUGGACGAAUGCCAACAAUGCUGCUCGCUGUGGGCAGCUCUGCUGUCAUGCGCCUGUCGGUGGCUGCGCUGCCCUCACUCAGGCUCUACAUCUUCUACCGGGUCAUCGUUGCCAUCACUGCAAAUGCUUGGUUUGGUGCGAGCGCCGCCAGCAUCAGCGAUGUCUUCGGUCGGGGCAGCGUGGCCUUCGCAGAAGCGACAAGCCGAGUUCAGCGCUUUGCUUUGCUGGCCAUGCUGGCCGGCACCUACACUGGGCGCUUUGUCAAGGAGCCACAGCGCGCUUUCGCAGCCGUGGGCUUCAUGCAGCUACUGGCAGCAGGGUGCGUGGGCCUUUGCGUCACAGCCCCUCAGCUCGAAGAAGCAGCGGCGGAGUGUAGGAACACGGUGAGCCCCCUCACUUCCCUGUCUUUCUUCCGGAAGAGCAGAGCCCUCACAGCGCUGGCGGUGUUGUCCACCGUGAUGGAGCUGCCUUCACACGUCAACAUCGAUGCCGUGUAUCGCCGCCAGAAGUUCGGCGCGGGAUGGAGCAACGAGCAGGACUCAUCUCAGAUGGUGGCUCAGCAGAUUUCGGGCGUCCUCAGCACCUUCUUCCGCACCCGGCUGAUCGCAAAGCUCGGUCAGCAAGGGGCUUGCCGAGUUGACGCCUGGUGCACGGUCCUCAUGAAUCUGAACAAUGCCCUGGCCUGGCAUCCAAGACUUCUGUACUUGAACCCGCUCUUGAGCGUGUCGUACGGCUGCAAGGAGGGUCACGAGCAAAGCACGCUCUUGGACUCUUGGGGGCAUGGGCUCUUGGUUCUCCUUUCAAAGACAAGGCCGUGCGGCGACAGUUGCAGCCUUUGA